Messenger RNA from Frankliniella occidentalis (western flower thrips), 1152 nucleotides. Its product is annotated as cell adhesion molecule Dscam2-like. The record is from RefSeq and is a predicted model, not a curated record. Lineage: Eukaryota; Metazoa; Arthropoda; Insecta; Thysanoptera; Thripidae. The transcript has 6 exons. Bases 472 to 1152 code for a protein of 226 amino acids.
CGGCGAGCCGGCAGCCCGCCCACACGGCCCCUGCAGGACCCCGCAGCCCCGCGCCCCGCGCAGCCACCGCGCCACGGCCGCGUCUUUCCUCUCGCAAGGCCCUUCCGCCAACCAGGACCCCGUCCAGGCUCCCCGCGCGCACCCACGUUCGUCGUGUGCCGUUUACUGUGUUUUCGCGUCGUCGUGUUUCGAAAGUUUGCCGCGUGUCUGUCUGGCUCUUGCACCUCGCGGACCGUGCCGGAGCACGAGGCUCCUCGGGAUAUGGUCCGAGCCGACGACGGGGAAUGCCCGAGCAGUGCGUGUGGAUAUCGUCUCAGCUGAGUCUCCUCAACAGCGGUCGAGACGGCGGCGACAUCCGAGCCGGUGCCGCAGAGCGCCGCCGCCACCGCCGCAGGCCGCCGGCGGCAGACAUCGCCAGGACAGCGGUGCUGGCGCAAACUCUUCCAUGAAUCGAUAAAGCGGGCGGCGGCCAUGCGGGGCGAGGGCGGCGCGGAGGUGCCGCUGCUGUUUCUGCUGCUGCUGCUGCUGCUGGCCGUCUCUGGCUGCCUGGGCGCGCUGGAGGGCCACGGGCCGGUGGUGGAGGUGGAGCCGCCCUCGCGGGUGCACUUCUCCAACAGCAGCGGGGGGCGGCUCGACUGCCGCGGGGGCGGGUCGCCGCCCCCGGCCGUGCAGUGGACGCUCUCGGACGGCAGCGCCGCGCCCACCGUGUCCGGCCUCCGCUACCAGAUGGCCAACGGCUCGCUCGUCUUCCCGCCCUUCGCCGCCGCCGACUUCCGCCCCGACGUGCACCGCGCCUCGUACCGCUGCGUGCUCUCGUCCGCCCUGGGCCGCGCCAUCACCAGGGACGUGCGCCUCACCGCAGGUAACCUAACGCACUCAACUGCCUCAAUAGUGUUUAUUUUUUUGCAAAAAAAUGCAAAUAUUGUUUUGCAAAAAUUUGCAAAUUUCGUUUUGCAAAAAUUUGCAAAUGUUGUUUUGCAAAAAAUUGCACAUUUUGUUUUGCAAAAAUAUGCAAAUUCUGUAUUGCAAAGAAAAACUUUGCUUUCACUUUUUUUGCGAAAAGAAAAUGCAAAUUUUGUUAUUUCAAAAAGAAAAUUUAAAUUCAAAAAAAUCGGAAAUUCUUUUUCCACGGCUUUCAGUGGGAAAGUUUAA